Lepus europaeus (European hare) is the source of this 1607-nucleotide messenger RNA. RefSeq names its product ubiquitin domain containing 1 (gene UBTD1). The transcript is spliced from 3 exons. NCBI's taxonomy places the organism in Eukaryota, Metazoa, Chordata, Mammalia, Lagomorpha, Leporidae. Bases 290 to 973 code for a protein of 227 amino acids. Gene Ontology annotation, molecular function: protein binding. The record is from RefSeq and is a predicted model, not a curated record.
CCCCUUCAGCGGGGCUGGUCUCCGGCCGGGCACCGUCGCGGGCCCCCCUGGCCCGGCCACCUGGGACUGAGCUGGGGAGUCGGCCACCUCCCUCCCUCCCUCCCCGGGCCCGCAAAGUUUGUGGCGAGGCCGGCGCCGGGGCAGAGCGCGCCCCCGGGGGGGAGAUCCGGAGCGUCAGAUGCCGGGCGGCAGGAGCCGUUGACCCGGGACGCCGCCGUCCGGGGCAGGGGCGCGGAGCAGCCGACCACCCCCCCGCCUCCGGUGCAUGGGGGCCGGCUGAGGAGCCAGCAUGGGCAACUGCGUGGGGAGACAGCGCGGGGAGAGGCCAGCCGCCCCGGGACACCCCCGCAAGCGAGCAGGCCGCAAUGAGCCCCUGAAGAAGGAGCGACUCAAAUGGAAGAGCGACUACCCCAUGACCGACGGGCAGCUGCGGAGCAAGCGAGAUGAGUUCUGGGACACAGCCCCCGCCUUCGAGGGCCGCAAGGAGAUCUGGGAUGCCCUCAAGGCAGCCGCCUACGCUGCUGAAGCCAACGACCACGAGCUGGCACAGGCCAUCCUGGACGGAGCCAGCAUCACCCUGCCUCAUGGUACCCUCUGUGAAUGCUACGACGAGCUGGGCAACCGCUACCAGCUGCCCAUCUACUGCCUGUCACCGCCCGUGAACCUGCUGCUGGAGCGCAUGGAGGAGGAGAGCCCGGAGCCCCCGGAGCCCACCCCCAGUGUGCGCCGCGAGUUCCCGCUGAAAGUGCGCCUCUCCACGGGCAAGGACGUGAGGCUCAGCGCCAGCCUGCCCGACACAGUGGGGCAGCUAAAGAGGCAGCUGCACAGCCAGGAGGGCAUCGAGCCCUCCUGGCAGCGAUGGUUCUUCUCCGGGAAGCUGCUCACAGACCGCACACGGCUCCAGGAAACCAAGAUCCAGAAAGAUUUUGUCAUCCAGGUCAUCAUCAACCAGCCCCCGCCACCCCAGGACUGACGGGUGCACGGACUCCUGGGAGGAGAGGCUCCGGCCCGGAGCACUAAGCCCCGACCCUGCUGCUGCCUUUGAGUGCUGUGAUUUUUCCUGAGGGUGCCUCCCUGCUGUAGGGCUGCUGGGUGAGCGAGAAGGGACCCUGCCUCCCGGGGGCACGUGGGCCAUCAGUGCCUGGCGCCCAGGGUGCAGGACUGCUGCACAUGGGCCUUGCCAACCUUGUCAGAGAGAAGGCUGUGCGGGGCCUGCCACCCCGCCUGUCUCCCGCAGCAGGCGUGAGCCACCAGGGCAGCCUGGAGGCCUCGGAGCCCAGAGCCGUCAUCUGCUGCCGCCAGCCGUGCUCACUCCAGUUUUCUGCUCAGGGUCUGACGCAGCUGCUGUCUCCCUCCUCUGCCCCGGACAUGGUGCCAGUCCCCUGGAGGGGAGGGAACCACCGGGGAGCCUGAGGCGGGCCUCUGCCUCUCCUGGCCCCAGCACAAUUGGCAGAGGGGAGGCGGGUGGCUGGGCUUCGCGGCAGGGUCUGCACAGGGCUGUCUCCUCGCUGUAGCCCAAGCGCUGGGGGAUCUGCAGCCUGCUCGUGGCCCCCACGGCAGGUCCUGUCACAGACAAAUCUGCAUAUUUAUCAAUAAAGCCUUUUGCU